ACAACAUAAUGGUUCGGACGUGGCGUUCGUCUACGCAAAGCCUCGGUAGCUACCCGUUUAUGUUAAUUGACCACAUCAUUAAGGUGGGAGAUUCUUCAGAUGGUCGCAUAGAGAGAGGCGACGAAUCAAUAGGUGAAAAAGAAGUUUUGAUUAAGGACCCGAAACUCGCUGAAGUUGUUCGUAGAACAAUGAAUAUCAAAUUUAACCAAAGGGGACGAGAUAUUCACAUGGUGGAGAAGACAGAGUAUACACUCCCCAAGUUUAUUGAUAAUGUUCAUCUCUACAUGGAAUACAUAUCAUCUCGAAACAUAACCAAGAAUUUUUACUUUCCACCUCUUCCUAAAGGUUCUCAAGUCCAAAACAUAGCGAUGUCCUCUUGUCCUGACAUAAACAAUGAAGAUUGGGUUAUGGCUGUCAAGUUUUCAGGAUCUAAGUUGAAGCUUUAUAGACAUAACAAAGACUUUCGGUGGAUCGAUAUCGAAACCACUCAUGAGUCUAUAAGUCCUCAUUCGAGUCUCAUGUAUUCUAAGAAAGAUCAAAGGUUCUACGUUCCAACUCCUGGAUGCAAUUACUUGUGCUCCUUUGAUCUCAACUUCAAGGAGAAGGAUAAGCUCGAGUUUGUCGAGCUGCGAAAAAAAGAUCUUCCUAAGUAUGAGUUGUUCGAGUUGAUGGAGAUGAAUUCCUUUACCAGGACAGACCACAUGGUGGAGUCACCCUCCGGUGAACACUUCCUUAUUACAUGGUACUAUGGCGACGAGUUUGAACUUUACAAAGAGUUAACAGUCAUUCACAAAACAAAGUCGUUCAAGGUGUUUAGAGAGGAUGAACAGUUAACCGAUAGAAAAACAAAAUUCAUGUCUUACACCGAAAACAUUGGAGAUCUUUGUAUUUUUCUUGGACAUGGUGAAGCUUCAUGUGUCCCAGCGAGCACUAUUCCUGGUCUUAAGCCUAAUUGCAUCUAUUUCAGGGGACAUAACUAUGGUGUUUUCGAUAUCACCACCCAAACUUGCACUGUCUUCACCAACGAUGAAGGUUUAUUAAGCUCCACUCAAUUUCCUUCUUGGCCUCAUCCACUUUCGCUCACUCCUAAUUAAUAUGAUGUCAUGUUGUAUUUUUUUUUAUAUGCUUUAUUUGAAAGAACACUUUUUAC
Messenger RNA from Arabidopsis lyrata subsp. lyrata, 1150 nucleotides. RefSeq lists its product as uncharacterized. NCBI's taxonomy places the organism in Eukaryota, Viridiplantae, Streptophyta, Magnoliopsida, Brassicales, Brassicaceae. The transcript has 2 exons. Bases 9 to 1094 code for a protein of 361 amino acids. The record is from RefSeq and is a predicted model, not a curated record.